AUGAAGCUGCAUCAACCUCAACAAUUCCUGGCCCUGCUCGGAGGACUGACCCUGGUUCUCUGCAUGGUUGAUCGUAUAACCGCCGCCAGCGGUGGACUUCUUGGAGGUGGUGGAGGCGGUGGCGGUGUCGGUGGAGGAAGUGGUGGCAGUGGUGGUGCUCGAGGAUCGGGUAUGUACAACUAUGGCACCUACGGCGGAAUGGGAGGAUUGGGUAGCAUCAGCGGUGGCGGGAUGCGCCGAGGCGCUGGCGUGUACGGACCGAUUGGCCUUGGAAAUCCGCACGACGCCCCACGAUAUUUGCAUCCUGGCCAGGACGGUACCUCCGCGACGAAGGGUCCUAUGUCGGCUAAAUCUGGCCACCAUCGACUUUCGGCCUGGGGCAUCAUUACGAUUGUAACAUUUGUCAUUCUGAUCGGUGCCGGCGCGUACUGGGGCUUUAUCUGCUAUCCAUUCUUCUGCAAGAAGGAACGCAGCUACAACAUGAUGAUGAACAUGUCGUCGGCAACCACUGCCACACCGUCAACGCGAUCGACCGAAUUCGAGAAACUCGAUCACUGCUGCUCCAAAUCGACCACCUCUACCCGUAGCAAUGAUACGGGCAUUAGCAACAUCUAA
Molecule: messenger RNA, 615 nt
Organism: Anopheles marshallii
Lineage: Eukaryota; Metazoa; Arthropoda; Insecta; Diptera; Culicidae
Exons: 2
Coding region: 1-615 (204 amino acids)
Source: RefSeq, a predicted model, not a curated record